AUGGCAUGUUCAUCAAUUGGAUAUUCAAAACGCCGCCUUCAUGCUUUUUUGAGUGAAGAUGUAUACAUGAAGCAAUCGGCUGGUUUUGUUGAUUCGCAGUAUCCCAAUCACGUUUUCAAGCUGCAAAGGUUCCACGUUGCAUUUGACGCAAAGAAAUAUGCCUCUGACCUUCUUACUCGUACUGGUUUUGUAGAUUGCAAGCCUAUAUCUACACUAUGUAUUUCUGGUCAGAAAUUGAGUCUUCACUGUGGUGAGCCUCUUUUGGAUCCUUCUGAAUAUCGCCAAGUUGUGAGUGCCUUACAAUAUCUCACUCUUACUCGGCCGGACUUGUCUUUUAAUGUGAACCAAGUCUGCCAGUUCAUGCAUUCACCUACAAAAGUGCACUGGCAGGCAGUGAAAUGCAUUUUGCAGUAUUCGAAGGCCACAUAUGAUCAUGGGCUUCGGUAUCAACCUGGCAAACUAGAAUUAAAUGCUUAUUUUGAUGCUAACUAUACAAGGGAUCUUGAUACAAGACAUUCUAUUGGUGGUUUUUGUGUCUAUUUUGGUUUUAACUUAAUUUCCUGGAGGUCAAAGAAGCAGAAGACUGUGGGAACCUAA
Molecule: messenger RNA, 597 nt
Organism: Prunus persica (peach)
Lineage: Eukaryota; Viridiplantae; Streptophyta; Magnoliopsida; Rosales; Rosaceae
Exons: 2
Coding region: 1-597 (198 amino acids)
Source: RefSeq, a predicted model, not a curated record